Molecule: messenger RNA, 870 nt
Organism: Triticum urartu
Lineage: Eukaryota; Viridiplantae; Streptophyta; Magnoliopsida; Poales; Poaceae
Source: RefSeq, a predicted model, not a curated record
AUAAGUGGGCUUUACAUGGGCUUUCGGCCUGGGCCGAGGAAUAAUUCCGUCUCUUUCUUCUCCCACUUCCCUUCCUGUCCUAUCGUGUCCUCUCCCAAUUGCCGCAGUCCUCAUCUCUCCCCCUCCCGGAGGCCGGAGCACGCAGGAGAUCGACUUGGCCGCGCCGGCUCGCCGGCGACGACACACCCCCACAGAGUGGUGGUGCGAAUAAUGAACAAAGGCAGCAUCCACAAAAAGGAGACGCACGGAACAAGCGACGACAUAAGCGAGAACACGCCUGUGGAGAAGGUCAGGGGCCCCAAUCUGUUUGAACGGGCCAAGGAAGAGAUCGAGGCUCUUGUGGAGGCUGUUCACGAUAAGAUGGAGCACCAUUCCAGUCCCCGCAGGAAGGAGGGUGAAUUGCACAAGGAUUCCAAGGAACACAGUGAGGCAAACAUGCAUAAGAAGACCCAUGAGAACGAAACUCAUGGUACAAGCAAUCAUAUAAGUGAGGACACGCCUGUCAGCAAAGUCAAAGGCCCGGGCGUGUUUGAACGUGCCAAGGAAGAGAUCGAAGCUAUCGUUGAGGCCAUCCAUCCGAAGAAAGAAUCCGACAAGUGAAGAUCGGGCGCAUCGUGUACACUGUGUCUUCAGAAUUUUCAGUGGCUGUGAAAACUAUGUGGGCUAUGUCCAGGUGGAUGCAUUAUUUGCGUCAUAUCCACAUGCAAGCUUUGUAUUUUGCAUUGCCAAACUCUAUCGCUGCACGAGCUGAAUGCUCCAUCGUAUCGCCGCCGCUUACGUUGAGCAGAAGCUGUAUAAAAUGUGACAUGACUGUACAACUACUUUGUUGUGUUUGAAUUGCCAAGAAGCUUUAUGCAAUUUAUCACUUGA